UGGCGACAGUGAUGGAUGGCUAACUGCCUAGCGUUCAAACUUUGGAAACCACAGGCGGCGUUUGGAUAUGGGUUGGAUUUGGAAAUAUCGUAUAAACCCUUUUUAUACUACUUCUCCCUACGGUUUCUCCGGAGGGUACGCCGUCUUCCAUACUUCGUUUAUAUCAUCGACUUUCUGGAGAGUGUGUGCCACUGCUCGCACGUCGCCCCUACUGCCGUCUACCACAGAGAGAGUGUACCACCUCCCGCACUACAUCGCUGGGUUUCUCCAAGGGGUGUGACACCUCCUGCACUUCGCCUACUUCGAAUUGGUUACCCUAGAUGGAGCGGUCUGUGUUCAGGAAUUCUCCAAGAGCCGAGAUCUUGGCAGGGCAUCUGUAAGGUCAUCUGGACGAACUAUCGCUGUUGGCGUAGUUAAUCGGAUAAUUGGCCAAGGUCAGAACUAGAAGACCUCUUCUGAAAUCUGAACCAAAUCGUUGUCGUUCUUAGGGGUACUAUUAACAGACCCAUAGUGGGUACUGUACUAGUUAGCCUAUCAGAAGCCUGGCGCUGGCAAUUUUGUUUCGCAUUUGCAGCUUAAUGACAUCCUUGUUGAGUCGUUGUAUUGAGAUAUUGAUGCUCGGUCACGUCACACUUGAGUUUUGA
This is a messenger RNA of Phragmites australis (common reed), 644 nucleotides long. RefSeq lists its product as uncharacterized. The transcript has 4 exons. The coding region runs from base 16 to 417 and encodes 133 amino acids. Lineage: Eukaryota; Viridiplantae; Streptophyta; Magnoliopsida; Poales; Poaceae. The record is from RefSeq and is a predicted model, not a curated record.